AUGACUCUUCCUGUUUAUCUUGUUGAGUAUCUCGGACUUCCCCGAAAUCACCAUGCUCUGUUUAUUCGUCUAGAUGAAGACACCGAAGAAGGCGAGCUCUACCACGUUGCGGGCAAUGUUCAAAAGGGCAUGCAUUUUGAACACAAAAUUGCCAAGAAACCUCAAGAUUCCGGUUCAUAUGUUGGCCACCAUUACUUGGGUUUCAUCUCUAGUUCGGACCGUCAGUUCUUCAAACAGAUCUGCCAAUCCAAUCCACCUCCCGCCAAGCAAUUCAACGGAAGCAAGAAGAUCAAUCCUCGUCAGCCUUUGAGGCGAUGCCAAGAAUGGACAGCCGAGACUAUCGCCAUGCUCCAGAGCCAUGGUGUCCUCGUGUCAGAGGGAUCUGUUGUCAACACUGCGCAACCGGGCUCUAGCCGUUCAGUUGGCCGCACCUAUGGCCAGUCUUCAAAUCAAUCUAGCCAGGCUAGAUCUUCGUCAAGCAGCCAGACUGUUGAUGGGCAGACCUCCAGCGACGGUUAUUGGACAUUUAGCUCCAAGUACGGAGAUUAUUAUCACGUUGGAAAGGAUGGACGCACGCUCUGGGCAAGCCAGCAGCGUGCCGGAUCAAGUGGAAGCAGAAGUUGA
Molecule: messenger RNA, 624 nt
Organism: Fusarium odoratissimum NRRL 54006
Lineage: Eukaryota; Fungi; Ascomycota; Sordariomycetes; Hypocreales; Nectriaceae
Exons: 1
Coding region: 1-624 (207 amino acids)
Source: RefSeq, a predicted model, not a curated record